AUGUUGUCUGCUUACGCUCGAAAAUUUCCAUGGCGAUCCAUCAGAACCCUCUCCCACGUGCUCCUAAACCAAAGGAGGGAGGUGCUAGCUAGAGGCAGUACCUCUGCACACAAUGUGAAUUUGCGAAGUUCUGAUGUAUGUUCUGGCAAGAUGUGGAGUUCGUUCAAUGGAGCUCGUUGUUUUUCGGCCAAGAGUAUGAGGAGCAAAGUGGAGAAAAGAAUGCAAAGGGAAUCGGGCAAAACCCUCAGGGAAAUUCGAAGGGCGAAAAAGCUGAGGAAGAAAUUGAUGACUGAUGAGGAACGCCUCAUCUACAAUCUUAGAAGGGCAAAGAAAAAAGUGGCUUUACUUCUUCAAAAGCUGAAAAAGUAUGAACUGCCCGAGCUUCCAUCACCUCGCCAUGACCCGGAGCUUUUCACUCCCGAGCAGUUGCAGGCGUACAAAAAGAUCGGAUUCAAGAACAAAAACUAUGUGCCAGUUGGUGUUCGUGGGGUCUUUGGAGGGGUAGUUCAGAAUAUGCACCUCCACUGGAAGUUCCACGAGACUGUGCAAGUGUGCUGUGACAAUUUUCCGAAGGAAAAGAUUAAGGAGAUGGCGUCUAUGCUGACGAGAUUGAGCGGGGGCAUUGUGGUCAAUAUCCAUAACGGGAAGACUAUCAUCAUGUUUCGUGGCCGGAAUUAUCGUCAGCCGAAGAAUUUGAUUCCUAUCAAUACCUUAACGAAAAGAAAGGCACUCUUCAAAGCCCGAUUCGAACAGGCCCUCGAUUCCCAAAAGCUCAACAUAAAGAAAACCGAGCAGGAGCUUCGCCGGAAAGGGGUAAACCCGGAUGACCCAGUUGCCAUGGCCAGUAUCCAGCGAGUGGCCUCCACAUUCUUCAACGCCAUCGACAAAAGAGAAGGCAGUCCUUACGUUUUUCGUGAGGAUCGAACAAAAACAACAAAGCCCCCCAAGCCCGAGGAAAGCUCUCAACGGGAUCAAGAAGCCGGAGAAGUUGAUGAGGACAGUGAUCAAGAGGAGCUUGACCGUUUCAUUGCAGAGAUUGAAGAUGCAGCCGAUAAAGAGUGGGUCAUGGAGGAGGAGGCUGAGAAGGAGGACCUUCACCGGAUUAGGUAUUGGAACAGAGAGGAUUUUGGGCUUAGAUUCGUUAGACCGGAAAUGAAUAGGUUCGAGGGCUCUGAUGAUGAGAGUAUUGGAAGGAAAAGGAAUUGGGAGGAUGAAGAUGAAGAUGAAGUUGGAGAUGCUGAUGUGGAUUUUUCGGAGAUGGAUGAUAAUGAAUGGGAUUCUGAUGAUGACAAUAAAAAGAAUACUUUUCGGAGUAAUAAUAAGGGGAACUAUAAGAAUUUACGAGUACGUGCGGGGAGUAACUACAGGAGAGAGAAGUCAAACAGGAGGAGUGAUGAGGAGUUGUUCGAUCUCUCCUUCAUCCCAAUUUACAGGCUUCAUGGAAAGGUCCGGAGUUCGGCAGCUUCAGUUGAGAACGACCUUGCAACUGACGGUGACAGGACCUUGGAGCGGCGCUGUUAUUGGACCUCAAAAGAUCAGGGGUCCGUCCAGCGGCGGCGACCGGCGGGUUCGGAUGCAUUCCUCAUUGCCUCCCACCGGAUAACCGCAACAACAAAUUGA
Striga hermonthica is the source of this 1620-nucleotide messenger RNA. NCBI's taxonomy places the organism in Eukaryota, Viridiplantae, Streptophyta, Magnoliopsida, Lamiales, Orobanchaceae. The record is from the annotation of a GenBank genome assembly.